This is a messenger RNA of Drosophila yakuba, 5314 nucleotides long. RefSeq lists its product as uncharacterized. The transcript is spliced from 14 exons. The record is from RefSeq and is a predicted model, not a curated record. Gene Ontology annotation, cellular component: cytoskeleton. Lineage: Eukaryota; Metazoa; Arthropoda; Insecta; Diptera; Drosophilidae. Bases 507 to 5180 code for a protein of 1557 amino acids.
UGUUCGGCAGUUUCUGUUCGACAGCUCUCGAGUGCGGUUCCAGCUCUCUGCCCUCAAGCCAACGCAGCACACGGCGGCCAAUCCAAUCGGUAUAAAUAAAUCAGCAAAGUGUGUUUUGUUUUGGAAACCUCUAAUAGACUUCAACCGACACUCGAAAGCAGCUGUCACUUGAACCCAAUCAACGAACGAAUCAACGAAAUAAUAAAUCAGCCACGAAACCAACUACAAUAACAACGAAUACAGCAAUCACUUUUUGGGUGAACAGAUGUUUUGAAUAUCGCCCAAAAAUCGCGACUAAUCCUGGCAAGGACUGUGUGCAUAACGCGUCAAUAGCACCGCGAUAAAGUGAAGUUUUUUACUGUGUAAAAGAAAGUUGCGGAAAUCAAACGAUACAACGGAAGCAGGACGAGAUACCCCAAAUCGAAAAGUAACCUGCGGUCGAGUUAAAACACAAGAACAAGGAUCAGGGACCCUGCGCCCGGGUGCGUAAGAUUCGUCCAAUCAACAUGGGCGGCAACGUGGAGCAGCGUCCUUGGACUCCAACUGUCAGGAUUGGCAGGAUCGCCGCCGAGACCACCAAUCCAGGUCCAGCCACCGUGCAGCUUCCAACCUUGAUCGGCAGCAAAGUUCCGGACUCGAAGAAGAAGGCCGCUCCCUCGUACUCCUUCGGGCACAAGUUGGGCGGCAAGUACGACACCUCCGGACCGGGUCCGGCGCAGUACAAUGUCACGGGUAUGCGGGCCAAGGGACGUGACUAUCCCCGUGCAGCCACGCUGCAGAGCAGGCCCAAGGAACUGACGCGCUUCUCGAAUCCCGGACCAGGGGAAUACGAUGUGGUGCCGGCGGCCAAGGCGGUGAUCGAUGCCACGCCCAAGUACACCUUUGGCCAGCGGCCGGUGGCGUUGAAAACCUUUCAGAUACCAGGUCCCAACCAUUAUCAAGUGGUGCCACUUGAUGUCGUCAAGCGGCGUGCCCCACGAUACUCCUUUCGCAUUAAGGUUAACGUGUAUUUGGUUAACAAUCCAGCUCCGAAUAGCUAUUGCCCUGAAAGGGUCACGCAAUCAAAAAAGAAUGCGCCACGCUACACUUUCGGUAGACGAACUAAAAUCGAACACGAUCAGGGCACACCAGCUCCUGGCGCAUAUUGUCCGGAGAAGGUGAAGCUCAACAAGACGCCCGAGUUCAGUUUCGGCAUCAAGCACCACGAACAGAGACCAGAUUACACGCCAGCGCCUGGCACCUACAAGCCCGAGCAGGUGGUCCUUGAACACAUGCCCGCCUACAGCUUCGGCUUGAAAACCAAGCACGUCCAUGUCAGCGACACUCCAGCACCCGGUGCCUACAGCCCCGAAAAGUCCCGGCUGCACUCCACACCCGCGUAUUCAAUCGCCGGAAAGGCCUCCCACGACGUGGUCGAUUGCACACCAGCACCCGGAGCAUACGAACCCGAGAAGUGCGUCCUGAGCAGGACGCCAGCCUUCAGCUUUGGCCACCGCGCCGAGCUCGCCAAGUCCAGUGACACGCCCGCGCCGGGCACCUACAAUCCGGAGAAGGUGCGCAUGGACCAUACGCCCGCAUUCACCCUAUCCGGCCGUCCGGAAACGAGAUCCGUCAGCGAGACUCCGGCGCCCGGUUCGUAUGCCCCGGAAAAGUAUCGCAACGAUCGUACGCCGGCCUUCACCUUCGGCGGUAAGCACGAGCAGCGACUCGAGAGCUCCACUCCGGCACCGGGCGACUACUGUCCCGAAAAAGUGCGGCACGAUCACAAUCCCGCUUUCUCAUUCUCCGGCCGCCACGAUCUGCACAAGCCCAGUGACACGCCCGCUCCGGGCGCCUACUCUCCGGAGAAGGUGCGACAAGAUCACACUCCUGCCUUCUCCAUGGCCGGGAAGUACACUCAAAAGGUGUCCAGCGACAGUCCGGCACCUGGGGACUACUGUCCCGAGAAGGUCCGCCUGGACCACACUCCCGCCUACAGCUUUGGCGUGAAGAGUGAUCCAAAGGUAGAGAAUAGCACUCCGGCGCCGGGUGAUUAUCACCCCGAAAAGGUUAGGCAGGAUCACAAUCCCGCGUUCUCAUUCGGCGGUCGUCCCGAGCUUCAGAAACCAGAUUACACUCCCGCACCUGGAGCCUACUUCCCGGAGAAAGUAAGGCUGGACCACAAUCCAGCUUUCUCCAUGGCGGGCAAGCAUGAUUCUAAGAUUAGCAGUGACACACCUGCUCCUGGUGACUAUAGCCCCGAGAAAGUCAGGCAAGACACUAACCUAGCGUACUCCUUUGCUGGCCGUCAUGAUCUCCACAAGCCCAGCGAAACUCCCGCACCAGGUGCCUACUCGCCGGAGAAGGUGAGGCUGGAUCACAAUCCAGCUUUCACGAUGGCUGGCAAGUACGAUCAGAAGAUCUUGAACGGCACUCCGGCGCCGGGAGACUACAGUCCCGAGAAGUGUAGAUUGGACCACACACCCGCCUACAGUUUUGGGGGUAAGAAUGAUCCCAAAGUAGAAAACCACACCCCGGCUCCAGGGGAUUACCAUCCGGAGAAGGUGAGGCUGGACCACAAUCCAGCGUUCUCCUUUGCCGGACGCCAUGACCUUCAUAAGCCCAGUGAUACUCCUGCUCCAGGAGCCUACUCGCCCGAGAAGGUACGUCAAGAUCAUAACCCAGCAUUUUCCAUGGCUGGCAAGCCGGUUGAAAAGCUGACUAAUGGUACACCAGCUCCCGGAGAUUACUGCCCGGAGAAAGUGCGCUUAGACCAUACUCCGGCCUACACUUUCGGUGGCAAAAACGAUCCGAAAGUGGAGAACAAUACUCCUGCUCCCGGGGACUAUCACCCCGAAAAAGUCAGGCAAGAUCAUAACCCAGCGUUCUCCUUUGCUGGUCGCCAUGAUCUCCACAAGCCAAGUGAUAAUCCCGCCCCUGGUGCCUACUGUCCGGAGAAGGUCCGUCAGGAUCACAAUCCGGCCUUCUCAAUGGCGGGUAAGCACAGUCAAAAGGUCGCCAACGACACUCCAGCUCCGGGCGAUUACAGUCCGGAAAAGGUGCGUCUAGAUCACACACCUGCCUAUACCUUUGGGGGAAAGAAUGAUCCCAGAGUGGAGAACAACACCCCAGCUCCAGGUGAUUAUCAUCCCGAGAAAGUCAGGCAAGAUCAUAACCCAGCAUUCUCCUUCGCUGGCCGUCAUGAUCUCCAAAAACCUAGCGACACUCCUGCUCCUGGAGCCUAUUUUCCUGAAAAAGUCAGACAGGAUCAUAAUCCUGCCUUCACAAUGGCUGGCAAGCAUGAUCCUAAGGUUUCCAAUGAUACUCCUGCCCCGGGCGACUACAGUCCCGAGAAGGUGCGUCUAGAUUACACACCUUCCUUCACCUUUGCUGGUAAAAAUAUUCCCAAAAUUGAGAACGAUACCCCAGCUCCAGGUGACUAUCAUCCCGAGAAGGUUAGACAAGAUCACAAUCCUGCCUUUUCCUUUGCGGGUAGGCACGAUCUUCAGAAGCCCAGUGACACUCCUGCUCCAGGAGCAUACUCGCCGGAGAAGGUGAGGCAAGAUCACAAUCCCGCAUUCUCCAUGGCUGGUAAGCACAUUGAGAAGAUUACCAAUGGCACGCCAGCUCCAGGUGACUACUGUCCCGAGAAGGUUCGUUUAGAUUACACUCCCUCUUUCACAUUUGGGAGCAAGAAUGACCCUCGGGUGGAGAACAACACACCGGCGCCAGGAGAUUACCAUCCCGAAAAGGUUAGGCAAGAUCAUGUACCCGCAUUUUCCUUCGCCGGCCGUCAUGACCUCCAGAAGCCCAGUGAGACUCCUGCUCCCGGAGCUUACUCCCCCGAGAAAGUUAGGCAAGAUCACAAUCCCGCCUUUACAAUGGCCGGCAAGCAUGACCCAAAGGUGACCAAUGAGACCCCGGCACCAGGUGACUACAGUCCCGAGAAGGUAAGGCUAGAUCACAAUCCCGCCUUCUCCUUCGCCGGUCGCCACGACCUGCAGAAGCCGAGUGAAACGCCCGCACCCGGAGACUACUUCCCGGAGAAGGUCAGGCAGGACUUCAACCCGGCGUUCACCUUCGCCGGCAAACACGAUCCCAGAUCGCUGAGUGAAUCACCCGCUCCCGGCGACUACAGCCCUGAGAAGGUGCGACUGGACCAUGCACCCGCUUUCAGCUUUGGCGGCAAGCACGACCCCAAGGCGGAGCACCUUCAUCCCGCGCCAUGCGACUACGCCCCCGAGAAAGUGCGUCUCGACCAUACACCCGCCUACACCAUUGCAGGUCGUCCAGCCGCCGAUCCCGUGAGCCAGACGCCGGCUCCCUGCGACUACCAUCCGGAGCAGUGCCAGGUGGACAGCACGCCAGCGUUCACCUUCGGCAUGCGACUGGGAAGGGAACGUUUCUCCGAUACGCCAGCACCCUCCGCUUACGAGCCGGAAAAGCACUCACUGCACUUCACACCCGCCUACAGCUUCGGCACCAAGUCGGAUAUCCGCGUGACCACCGAUGCCCCAGCACCUGGUCACUAUCAUCCGGAGCAGUGCAGGCUGGACAGCUCGCCAGCCUACAGCUUUGGCCUGAAGACCGUGCCCACUGCUUCGCUUCCAGAACCCAGAGGCGCGUACAUCGAAGAUCGCAUUGUGCAAAGACGCGAACGCCGUCUGGCCAGUCCUGUACGCAACAACGCGGAAUGCACCACCACAACUACCAACAACAACAACGCUGGUAGCAGCACCACCACAACCACCAACCACACCAACAACAAUGCUGGCAGCAGCAGCACCACCACCACAACAACCACCACCACCACAAAGACCUUCAUAAACGGAGUGGAGCAGCCGGAGCUGCAGAAGAAGGAGACCACCAAGCAGGUGAAUGGCACCCACAAGGAGCUUAAGUCCGCACCACCAGCACCACUGAGCAAUGGCAAUGUCGUUUCCAAUGGCAACCACUCGAAGAUGGUCAGCACCACCACCAGGAUGCAGGAAGUUGCCCACGCACAAAAGGAGAGUGGCAACCUGAAGGUGGUGGCCAGCGGUAAGUCGGAUGCCAGUGCCACCAAGGCGGCGGCCGUGAGCCACCAGACUGUGGUGCAUGCGGAUGGCGCCAUCGUGAGCAGUGGCCAAUCCUCCAGGAUGCAGACGGUCAAGUACGCUGUGGAGGCGAGCAGCGUGCAGGAGAAGAUUAUCAGCUCCUAAUGUCUACAAAAUACCCACCGUCAUGGGCAGCAGCAAGGAGGGCAAGAUUCGCUCGGCUCCGGCCUACACGAUUACGGGUCGCGAGAAGCCUCCGCUGAUUCCGGUCAUGAUCUUCCCCGGACCCGGUUACUACG